This is a messenger RNA of Hydractinia symbiolongicarpus, 1781 nucleotides long. RefSeq names its product F-box only protein 4-like. The transcript is spliced from 7 exons. The record is from RefSeq and is a predicted model, not a curated record. Gene Ontology annotation, biological process: SCF-dependent proteasomal ubiquitin-dependent protein catabolic process; protein polyubiquitination. Lineage: Eukaryota; Metazoa; Cnidaria; Hydrozoa; Anthoathecata; Hydractiniidae. Bases 108 to 1244 code for a protein of 378 amino acids. Gene Ontology annotation, molecular function: GTP binding; GTPase activity; protein binding. Gene Ontology annotation, cellular component: SCF ubiquitin ligase complex.
CAGAAUUACUUGUAACUCUGUAGAGAAAGAAAAAGGUACACUUUUUAUAAUAUAUAGAGAAAUUUAACAGUUGGCUCUUUUGCGCAUAUCAUAUCAACAAUUCAACAAUGAGGGAAAAUAAGUUAGAACAAGAACAAAGCCAGAAUAUUUCUGUAGAGAAUCUUACGACAAAUAAAACGAAGGAAAAUAAAGAUGUGUUGGAAAAUGCUCUUGACUUUUUAUCGAGAAUAUACAAAACCAAAAUAAAUAUAUUAUCUGGUGCUGGCACUACCAGAGAAAAUAGCUAUGCAAAUGUAUUAUUGGAUGUUAUUAACGAGGAGCCUUUUUCCAGGAAAACAUUAUAUCAUGAUUUACCAACGAACGUCCAACUGCAUAUCUUAUCAUUUCUGGAUGUCAGAACACUCUGCAAUAUUUGUAAAGUAUGUCGUUCUUGGAAUGACUUGGCAAACGAUAAACUUUUGUGGGAGAAGAAAUUAAGAUAUGAUUCUUAUGUUUGGCAACGAAUAGAUCAUCUGUCACAUCCACUGCUUCAUCUGCAAACUAAUCCAGAACUUUCAUCCAAAGAAAUAUAUUUGAAGUGCUGUCCGGAAUCCAGACAUCUGUCAAAAACAAGUAUUCAAUUUCCAACACAAAUACCUAACCUGAGUUACUUCUUUGGAUUUUCUGUUCCUCGUAUUGUAAUGUUUGGAUCAGGAUUAGAUUCAAGUGGACUUGUCAAAAGAAUAUUAUGGGAUCAGCGGUCACCUUUUUCAGUGAAAGGAAUGUUUCCAGGACAGUUUGAUGGUAUAGGAUCAGGUGUGACUUUGCAACAUGCUGGAGGUACUAUGAAUAUGAUAACUUUGUAUGCAUUACCAAGAGCUGAAAGACAGCAGCAACGUGGUGGAGAGCGCCGAAGCAAGUUAUUAGUGGGUGAAGAAAUAUCACAACCUGUUAAAGAGCUUUGUAAUACUGUAGACGCGUUUAUUUAUGUUGUGAAUACUUCCAAUGAAGACAGAGUUACUUUUGGCAGUGAAGAAUUUCGUGCGAUGAUAGACGACCGUUGGUUGCAGCCGAAGGUUCCGGUCCUUGUUUUAUGUGUUGUACUGAAUGCGACAAUUAAAUCAGUUUCCUCGUUAGAAGUGGCAAACAAAUUAAAUUUGUUGAGUCUCUCAAGACCUUGGCAGGUUCGACAAUGUCACAUUAACUCUCUGUACGGUUUCAUGCCUGGAGUGACGUGGUUAAAUAAACACAUUAUGGGAUUCUAAGGUAUGACAUCAUAUUUGGAUUAUCAGGUAUAACUGUCAACAUCCUUCUCCUUGGUGAAAAUACAGUGGUGGUUGCUUCAUAAUAUCCUCUUACAGUGGAAGAUCAUAAAAUACGUAGCUAACAUUUAUAUUUUGGUUCGUACUUCAACUCUCCGUUUUGACGUUAAAUGCAAAGGACCGAACCCCUGUUAACCACUCGUAACUGGCGAUGUUAUUAAGGAAGCAUACGGUCGACGUUCAAACCUUUUUCAGAUUUCGGUUGCAUUGGACAAGAUAUGUACGAAUAAAUAUAACCAUACGUUGUUACCAGAAGCUCAAGCUUGCGUCUGAAGAAGCUCAGUUUUGUAUCUCAACACAGAGCAAUACUGUUAAAAUGGAAACAACAAAAAAGAUAUUUCUUCAGUCGAUUGUUUUGUUGUUGUGGUUUCUCUAAGUGUAAAGAUAUAGUUAUAUUGAGCUUCUUUCAAUCGCUUUGAAGGUGGUUAUGUUAUUGUAAGAAAGAGUUUUAAAAUUCUAAAAGAUACAACUUAUUGUUCA